CUUGUAGAAUCCCUAUUGGUGAAGGAUAUCACGAAUUUAUUUAGUUGCAUGAAUCACAAUAAGUAUCUUGCCAACAAUAUUUGGUUGAUUGGUCAAAUACAAAAGUGCUCUGAAUUCUUUAAGUAUAUGAUAUUUGCUACUGAUAAUGCCUGAUUUUGGUACUGGAAAGAAGAGAUUUACAGAGUCAAAUAUGUGUUUCACCAAUUUAAUCAGUCAGGAUACACCAAAUCUUUCAAAGAGCAAUCAAUAUUUGACUUCUGAGGUUCUUGAUGAAGAGGAUAGUCCCAUUCUACCUGGGCUACCUGAUGAUGUGGCAAAGCAUUGCCUUGCACUUGUGCCACGUGCCAACUUCCCAGCUAUGGGCGGUGUCUGUAAGAGAUGGAGGUCGUUUAUUCAGAGCAAAGAAUUUAUCACUGUGAGGAAGUUGGCUGGCGUGCUUGAGGAAUGGCUUUAUAUCUUAACUACGGAUAGUGAAGGAGGGGAAAGCCAUUGGGAGGUUCUGGAUUGUCUUGGCCAGAAACACCGUUCUCUUCCACCAAUGCCUGGUCCAGUAAAGGCCGGGUUUGGUGUGGUGGUUCUUGAUGGAAAGCUUCUUGUUAUGGCCGGCUAUUCAUUGGUUGAUGGAACUGGCUCUGCCUCAGCAGAGGUUCACCAGUAUGAUUCUUGCCUCAACAGUUGGGGCACAUUGCCAGACAUGAACGUGGCUAGGUAUGACUUUGCUUGUGCUGAAGUCAAUGGCUUGGUUUAUGCUGUUGGAGGCUACGGAGCGGAUGGAGAAAGUCUCUCCAGUGCUGAGGUGUAUGAUCCUGAUGCUUCAAAAUGGACACUGAUUGAGAGCCUUCGUCGCCCGAGAUGGGGUUGCUUCGCAUGUGGAUUUGAGGGAAAGCUGUAUGUGAUGGGUGGAAGGUCAAGCUUCACAAUUGGCAACUCCAAGUUUGUGGAUGUCUAUAACCCUGAAAAGCACAGCUGGUGUGAGAUGAAGAAUGGUUGCGUGAUGGUCACGGCACAUGCAGUACUGGGGAAGAAGCUGUUCUGCAUGGAGUGGAAGAACCAAAGGAAGUUAGCAAUAUUCAAUCCAGAGGAUAAUUCAUGGAAGAUGGUGCCAGUCCCAUUGCCCGGGAGCUCAAGUAUUGGAUUUCGAUUCGGGAUACUGGAUGAGAAGCUGUUGCUGUUCUCACUGGAGGCCGAUCCUGGAUACAGAACUCUGUUAUAUGAUCCAUCUGCAGCCCCAGGAUCAGAAUGGCAGACUUCUGAGAUAAGACCGUCUGGUUUGUGCUUGUGCAGUGUAACAAUCAGGGCAUGAAAUGGAAGACUUGAUGGAGGAGUUGGAAACUAGAGUUCUGCUUUCUUCGUUUUACUGAUAUGAACGAAGGGAGUGAGGGUUUCUCGGUUUAGACUCUAGAUUUCAUAUAUUUCUCUGCAUGUAUCAUCGCUCCCUCUUGAUGUCUUUGGCAUGUGUGGGGGGUUAUUUUAGUCGAUAUGUUUCUCAUCAAUGACUGUUUGAUCUGUACUUUUCAGAUUAUGAUUAGACGCUUGCCUUGUUCGUGAUA
This is a messenger RNA of Prosopis cineraria, 1550 nucleotides long. Its product is annotated as F-box/kelch-repeat protein At1g67480. The transcript is spliced from 2 exons. NCBI's taxonomy places the organism in Eukaryota, Viridiplantae, Streptophyta, Magnoliopsida, Fabales, Fabaceae. The record is from RefSeq and is a predicted model, not a curated record. Bases 146 to 1303 code for a protein of 385 amino acids. Gene Ontology annotation, molecular function: protein binding.